AAAAUGUUGUGAGGCCUUCUUUGACAUCGAUUUAAACUCGCGCCUAAAGUAUUCUACUUUUACCAGUUCUGGCCAUGGCUUUUUUUCGCAAACUAUUGGCCAUUUUGGCAGUGGUUGCCGUUUUUACCCACGUGACACUUGCACUGGAGUUUAUGGACGAGGGCUCUUUCGGAAACGACGAGGUUCACCACUUCGACGAGGAAGCCUCCGCGGAAGUGCCUGGAGUUUUAACUGGUUACACGAGGGAUACGAUCGCCCAUUUCAAUCCGCGGAAAUCGGAUGCGGGAUUUCGACAGCUAUGGGAACGAGUUCCUCUCCAAAAAGCCGAUGUGAUUAAGCGGAGAUAAAUCUACUUGUUGAUACGUUAACGUACUCAAAGUCAUAACCAAAUAACGAAUAUUCUUAAAACCGAUCAAAAUGUUAGAAACACAUUCGAAUCUGACAAAUACUUUAUUUAGGCACUAGAUCUUCUUUAGUAAAUAUUCAUAAAUUAAAUAUCAAUUUGUUUACAAUGUGA
Molecule: messenger RNA, 517 nt
Organism: Drosophila ficusphila
Lineage: Eukaryota; Metazoa; Arthropoda; Insecta; Diptera; Drosophilidae
Exons: 2
Coding region: 75-347 (90 amino acids)
Source: RefSeq, a predicted model, not a curated record